Messenger RNA from Prorocentrum cordatum, 715 nucleotides. NCBI's taxonomy places the organism in Eukaryota, Dinophyceae, Prorocentrales, Prorocentraceae. The record is from the annotation of a GenBank genome assembly.
AGCCCUUUGGGCUCGAGAGCGCCAGCGGCCGCGGCUUUGCAGACAGGGCGGGGGCAGCGCCGCAGGGUGCGGGGGUGCGCGCGGCAGCGGCUCGCUUGCCCCAGGCGGCUGCAACACGUUUGGGCGCGCGGCCGCGUUUGCCGCCCGCUCUGGCACCACUGGGCGGCGCUGGGCGGCAUGCGUGCGCCAGGCGCGGGCCAGCUGUACUGGCCUGGACGGGGCGCCUACCCCGACCCCUGGUCGCAGUGGCACGCGGAGCACGGCUACGGGAGGCCCCUGCACCUUCAGGCCGCCGGCGGUGGCCAUGGCGGCGGCCCGGGCGGCGGCAUGGGCGGCGGCUCGGGGGCGUGCUGCGGCGGCGCGCUGCGGCUGGGCGUGAGCUUGCUGCUGGGCUUCGCGGCGCUGUACGCGCUGCUGGCGCUGCUCGCCAGGCGGCGCGGCGCGCCCGUCGCCUCGCCGCCCGCCCCGCCCGCGCCGCCGCAGAUGCCGCUGCCAGUGCCGCCAGUUCCGCCCGCGGGGCCCGCGCCGGUGCCGGUGCCGACGGCCCCGCCGCCGGUCGCCGCGCGGGGAGGACCAAUAGGUUGGCGAGCCCACGCCGGAGCCCACGCCAGAAGGCACGACGGUCAUGACGCUCACCAACAACGAGUGGGCCGACGGCGUGGUGUUCUGCCGGGGGCCAGUCGAGGGCAGCAUGGCCGAGGUCCACCUGGACAGG